AAAAAUUGAUCAAUUACCACAAAAUAAACACACCAACCAUUUCAAUUUCUCAAUCUCUGUUUUCAUCAAUUACGUUACAUCUUUCAAUAUGGCUGAAGCGCUUGUGGAGAUUGUGUUGGAACAAUUUGCUUCAAUCAUUCGUCAACAGGCGGAAGAAGGGAUAAGUCUUAUUGCAGGUGCUGAGCGAGAAGUUGAGAAGCUUCAAAGCAACUUCUUGUCCAUUCAAGCUCUGCUUGCUGAUGCUGAGAACCGACAGGUGAAGGAGAACGCUGUGAGAGUUUGGUUAGCCAAGCUGAAAGACGUGUCUUAUGACAUUGACGAUGUGUUGGAUGAGUGGAACACCAAGCUUCAGAAAUUGAAGAUUAAGAAAGCUGAAGAUGCUUCUAAUCCUCUGAAAAAGGUACGUGCCUUCAUUCUUCACUAUCUCGGUUGUAGGCCAUUGGUUAUGCGUUAUGACAUUGGCAUCAGGAUAAAAGAUCUUGAUAGAAAACUUGAUAUUAUUGCUGUGGAGAGAGAGAGGUUCAACUUUAGAUCAAUCACCAAAGGUAACAAAGAAGUAGAACGACAAAUCACUACCUCUGCUAUUGAUUUCACAGAGGUUCGAGGAAGAGUUAAAGAUAAGAAUUCAUUAGUUGAUUUACUCUUGAGUCAAAGUAGUCAACAACAAGUCCUCCCCAUAAUCUCUAUAGUUGGAAUGGGAGGAAUCGGCAAGACAACUCUUGCUCGAUUAGCUUUUAAUGAUGAAAAGGUGAACAACCAUUUUGAUAAAAAAAUAUGGGUGUGUGUUUCUGAGCCUUUUGAUGAGCUUAGGAUUGCAAAAGUAAUCCUUGAAUCUCUCACAAACAAUCCAUCUCAAUUAGUUGGAUUAGAAACUUUAACGCAAAACAUAGGUCAACAAAUUGAAGGAAAGAAGUUUCUUCUUGUCUUAGAUGAUGUAUGGACUGAAAAUCCUGAAAAUUGGGAAAGUUUAAAAAAUACUCUCAAGUGUAAAUCUCUAGAAAGUAGAAUUUUAGUGACCACACGUAAGGAGAAUGUUGCAAAUGCCAUUGGAACCAGCAACAUAAUCUCACUAGGGAUACUUCCUGAGGAGGAAAGUUGGUCCUUGUUUUGUCAACUUGCAUUUUCUGGAAAAACCAAUAGAGAGUUCGAAGAAAUCGGUAAAAAAAUUGUUAAAAAGUGUAAAGGUUUGCCUCUUGCUGUAAAGACUUUAGGUAGUCUUUUACGCUUUAAAAGAAAAUUUGAAGAGUGGGAAAAUGUCUUAAAUAGUGAAAUAUGGGAAUUAAAAGAGCUAGAACAGAGGAUUUUUCCACCUCUAUUAUUUAGCUACUAUGAUUUGUCCUCUAUCUUGAAGAAAUGUUUCUCAUAUUGUGCUAUUUUUCCAAAGGAUUAUGUAAUACAAAAAGAUGUAUUGAUCAAGUUAUGGAUGGCACAAGGUUAUUUAAGGUCAGACGCAAAUAAGGAUAUGGAGUUAGUUGGCGAAGAGUAUUUCGAAAUUUUAGCAAUGCGUUCUUUCUUCCAAGAUUUUCAAAAAAAGGAAGAUGAUAUUGAUAUACGUUCUUGCAAGAUGCAUGAUAUAGUACAUGAUUUUGCUCAAUUUCUUACCCAAAAUGAAUGCUAUACAAUAAAGGUUGAUGGUACACGAGAAAUUGAAUUAGUAUCUUCUUAUGGUAAAGUUAGACAUUCAAUGAUAAAGAUUCAAGGUGAUGCCUCCUUUCCUAGCUCUAUUUAUUCUAGAAAUACUUUUCUACGUAGCAUUGUGGUUGAUUGUAAUUACAAUACUGACCCUCAGAUAGUUUUGUCCAAAUUAGUUGAUCAGUUUACAUGUCUAAGGUCAUUAUCUUUGAAUGACUGCUCAAUUAAAGAAAUUCCUGUGGAAAUAAAAAAAUUAAAACACUUGAAGUACCUUGAUUUGUCUGCGAAUUAUGACAUAAAAGAAUUGCCUGAGACAUUGUGUGGGUUAUAUAAUUUACAAACCUUAGACAUCACUUUAUGUGAGAGUCUCACAAAACUACCACAAGGGAUGGGAAACUUAAUCAACUUGAGACAUUUGUUAAAUUGGGGGACUAAUAGUAUUAGUUACAUGCCAAAAAGUUUGGAGAGAUUAACUGGUCUACGAACAAUAAGAAGAUUUGUUAUAAGUGAGGGCAGUUAUGGUAGUGAAGCAUGUUCUAUUGAAUGUCUAAAAAAAUUCAAUCCCCUUCGAGAACUUCGCAUGGAAGGGUUGGGAAAUUUGAGAGAUGUGGAUGAGGUUAAGGGAAUAGAAUUAAACAAUAAGAAAAAAUUGCGUUAUUUGAGGGUGGGCUUUAAGGGGAGGAUGAAUGCGGAGCAAAAUCAAGAACUUCUUGAGGAGUUGCAACCACCUCCAAAUUUAGAGAUAUUAAGGCUAAGAAAUUAUGGAGGCAACACUAUUUUCCCUAAUUGGAUGAUGUCAUUGACCAAUUUGAGAAAGUUAAAUCUUUAUGAUUGUAUAAACUUUGAGCAUCUACCUCCUUUGGGUAAGUUGUCGUCCCUUGAAGUUCUUGGGAUAGAUGGAAUGAAGAGUGUGAAAAGAGUGGGUAAUGAGUUUUUGGGAAUAGAGAGUGGUGCCACUUCAUCAUCUUUAUCAAUUAUUGUGUUUCCCAAAUUGAAAUUUCUACGCUUAUGGGAGAUGCAAGAAUGGGAAGAAUGGAAUUACGAGAUUACAAAGAGGGGAGAUGAAGACAUUACAGUCAUGCCAUCUCUUCAGACCUUGGUAGUUCAUUCCUGCCCCAAAUUGAAGUUUCUACCAAACCACCUUUAUCAAAUGACAAGGUUGAAGAAGGAAAUUAGUUAUUGUCCUCUUCUCUUAAGAACGGAGACCAAUAGCUGAUUAUCAUCCUCGCCUGAUACUGAUUAAGUUCUCUCAAAUUAUCAACUUCAACACUAAUUUUUCUUUAAACCACAGGGUUUCUCUUAGAGUGAAGAACUUAAGUAAAUUGAUAGCUCACCAUCACCUCCUCCAGUUUUGACCACCAUCUCCAAGUCUUAACUUCAACUUUGAUUCUUCAAAGGGACAAUCUUGAUCAAUCCACAGAAUGGUAUUAUGUUUUGAUCCCAUAAACAGAGGAUAAAUUAUUACUGGGCCCUUGUAAAGAAUUAGUUGGGCCAGUUAUCAGACUCUCCCAACUCUAUUUCUGGGCCACGUACAUGAUAUGCUGGAAUCAGAAUGCAAUGCAAUUUAUAAAAAUGCUACAAUCGUGAUCAAUUCACGGAUAAGAACAGUGAAAGUGAGCAAUGUUUCAUUAGGUGCAUCCGAGCAAGAUAUAAAGGAGUUAUUUUCCUUUUCUGGGAAAAUUGAACAUGUUGAGAUGCACAGGUUUGUUAUAUAUGAAAUCCAAGUUUUAUUACCGUCCUUUAUUAUUUUCUGGGGAAAUUGAACAUGUUGAGAUGCACAUUUGGAGUUCCAUUAACAGCAUAUUACGUUUCUUUUAUCGUGAUGCCAUCAUUCCUUUCAUUAUUAUCCUUUGGAAAUUAUCUCAUGCUAUGUUCUGUUUUCGGAUCUCAUGCAAGCAGUGUGACGAAGCUCCAUUAACUAUUUAUGCAUGGUUUUCUUAAGGGUGAUGUCUAAGUAAUUGGGCUAAUGGUAUUUUCUAUAACCAGCAUUUAAAUCUUUGUACAUUUUUGUUAUUGUUCCUACAUAUCACAAUUAAAUGUUAGAGGAGUAGUUAAUUGAUUUGUUGACUGAUUUAGCUGUUUGGAAAAUGAAAGACAAAAUAGAACAAGUGAUUAGAUGGUGUCACUUAUUGCUGACAUUUCUGCGGAGUAUGAUAGCCAUAUCCUUCUUUUCCAGUAAGCAGAAUUCUUUUAUGUUGAUGAUGGUUUGUUCCAUAUAUCUUUUUGUUAUUAAGUUAUCAGAAGGCUUUUCUCCUAUUAUUGAAACUUUUUUGAUAUCUCACACUUGAUGCAGUAAAGCAAGUUCAACAUAUAAUGAUUUUCUUCAAGAAUCAAUUUCAAACAAUAGUGAACCACACAAGCUUGGUAGAAUUAGCUCUCUUUUUCUUUUGUCUACUCAACGAUGUCUGUCCAACAGGUACUUUCUUUGUCAUUUGUUUAUGGUUUAGCUGUCAUUUCUAAUCUAAGCAACAAUCUUUAAUCUGGAAAACAGAAAAUGUUUGUUCUGAAGACUUAUCCAGUCACUUUUUGGUUGUCACCUAUAAAGUUACAUCAUGGUGACGGGAUGCUCUUGAAAAUUAACUAUUCAAUUUGACCACAUUGAUGUUGUAUGUCAUCAAGAAGUUUGAUGUAUAUUGAAGAUAAGAUAACAAUUACAUUUUAAAGAGAAAACAAUGCAUCUUACCAUUAAUUUGUGGUGAUUAAUAUUUGCUGAAGAGGGAUCAUUAACUUACAGAUACUGCUUAAAUGGUGUCAUGAAACCAAGAAGUGGUUGAAUAUUGGCUCAAAUUUGGCAAAUUCUUCAUUAAAGACAUGUUGGUUUUUCCUCUUUAUAAGCUUAUGCAAGUGCUGGUUUAUUUUAUUUGGAGAAAUGCAUAGUCUCUAUAGGUGUUCACUGGCUAUUGCUUUAUUAUAUGUUUAGGUGUUGGUUCUGUAACUGUGGCUAAGCCUUCCUCUCUCUCUAAUUGCUGCAUGCUAUAGAUUAAAUUAAGACAGCCUAGUCCAAAUUUGUUGAAAUCAUUAGUCGUUGUAUUUCUUCGGCAACUAUAAAUGCAAUCAACAAGUUAUCAAUGCAUCUUAACCCUAAAUUUCACAUCUGGAGUUCUGACUGCAUUAAAAGACUUGUCGAUGACUUCCUGACCAUGUGUAGGUAUUUCAUCUUUCAAUUGUUUUGCUCAUAGUCAGGGACAGUCAAUUUCGCUUUAAGAAUACCUAUGCUUUAGAUAUUCAUACGUAUUCUGUUAUUUAUGUGAAUUGCGGUCAUGAUGUUAUAGUCUAGCAGACCAUGGAGUCCAAAAGAAUGAAUGAGAUAGGAGAAUUGCAAGCAGGUAAGAGAAGUAGUUAAAGUAGUUAGUUGUUAUUUUAAUUUACUAGUAGAGAAAUUUUUGAAUGAAAUUUCAUAUUGCUCAUUGGAAAUAGAAACAUAUUUUAAUCUUUUUGGAUUCUAUCAUCUUCUUUCUAGUUUUUCACUGAUUAUAUAUGUUCAGCCUUUUGUGGAUGCACCUAAGGUGUUAUCCAAUUAAGCAUAUCAGCCCGGAAUUUCAGCCUAACUGUCAUCAACAAGCGUUGUCUUUAUGAAGAGUCCUAUGAAUGAUUAUUUGGCAGAAUCCUUUUGCAUAGGUACUUCGUUUUUAAUGUUGUACUACAUAUUGAUGAAUAAUGAUCUUGAAUCUUCCUUUUAUGAGAAAUCACUGUUAUAUAUGACAAUAAACUAGCUCUAUAAGUUUUAUUAGUUAGUCAUAUUCUUCUAUUUCCUGUAAAGAAUGAAGCUUUCAAGUCCUUUGUUUUUAAGGAAAAAUCCAUUUCCUGUCUGCAUUUCGGUAGACAUAUUUCAGAUCAUGUUUCCAAAGUAGCAAAAAACUGUUUUGCUUAAAAUCCAAGUUUAAAUUAUUCUUCUGUCAUGUUAUCUCAUGAACACAAGGUAUCUUCUGAAGGAGAUAUAUACCAUAUGACAACAAGAUGUGCCCAGUCAAAUUGAAUGUUUAUUUUUCGGAACCUGGUCUUGCAAUGAUUUAAAUCCAGAGAGUGGUGGUAAAGCAUGUAGAUGGAUAUCAUCGAAUCGUGAUAUGGAGCUCGAUUGCCGUCUGAUUGUUCUGAGUUUUGGAUAUGUUGUUCAUGAGACACAGCUCUACAUUCUGAACAGUGGAGAUUGAAAUCCAAGCACUGUAAGGCAGUUAAUUGUGGAUAGACCCCGAAAAUGCAGUUUUUGUGUCUUUUGGGAUUAUUCUCUCCAUAAAUUGUGAUAUUUUGUUCCUGUUUUUGCUGAGAUUGUUGGUGUUGGAUUUGUUAAGUUUAUGAUGUUUGUAUGCCUCUAGUUUGCACUAGAGAAGACUUUGUAUUCCCAUUUUUGGUGAUAGUGAAAGACUUUAAUUGGACUACGGUCCGUGGUUUUUACUCCUCACAUCGGGGAGGUUUUCCACGUAAAAA
Messenger RNA from Pistacia vera, 6057 nucleotides. RefSeq names its product putative disease resistance protein RGA3. Gene Ontology annotation, biological process: defense response to other organism. The record is from RefSeq and is a predicted model, not a curated record. Lineage: Eukaryota; Viridiplantae; Streptophyta; Magnoliopsida; Sapindales; Anacardiaceae. The transcript is spliced from 5 exons. Gene Ontology annotation, molecular function: protein binding; ADP binding. The coding region runs from base 89 to 2848 and encodes 919 amino acids.